UACUAUCAGCUGUGGUUUGGUGAUGGAAAAUGAGAAACCAGGCUGCAGAUCAGCAAAGAGGUUGCAAAGGUGGAACAGAGCAGGAGUGUGCGGUUUGGACAACUCGGGAAACUCCUGCUACUUAAAUGCUGUGUUACAGUGUCUGUGUUCCACUGUGCCCCUCGUGGAGCACCUCCUUAAUCAGGACACUCGUAAAGAGCUUUCCAGGUCCAGGUGCCGGGUGGCCGAGGUGUUUGUGCGCCUGCUGGACGAGAUGUGGAUGGGAAGGAGUUCCAGCUGUGCCCCCGUGGAGGCCAGGUCUGUGCUGUGCUCCAUCCUCCCCCAGUUCAACAACUAUUCCCAGCAAGACGCCCAGGAACUGCUGCUCUCUCUCCUCAAUGCACUCCAUGAUGACCUCAAAAAGGUUGCAAAGCGCCAAAUGCUCUCCUCAAAACAACAGCCGAGACAAGACCAGAAUAGAAACUGUGCCACUGCAGCUGGGGAGUCUACCAUUGUCUCGCAUCUGUUUGAGGGCCAACUGAGCUACAUGACCCUCUGCAUGCACUGCGAUCACCAGGCACACAGCACACAGACCUUCACUGUGCUGUCACUUCCAAUUCCAACACACAUCAUUAAGUGCUCCAUUCAGGAUUGCCUGUCACUGUUCUUUGAGCAGACUGUCCUGACCGGGGGAGAGCAGAUGCUGUGUUCAGUGUGUGGGCUGAGGAGAGAAACAACGGUCCUCACUUGUUUGGACAAACCUCCAGAGAUCCUCAUGUUGCACCUGAAACGGUUUGGUUGUAAGGGAAAGAACCAGGUGAAACUGAGGACUAACGUUACGUUCUCCACGAAGCUCGAUCUCACUCCAUUUCUAUCCAGCUCGGUACAGAAGACCUCAUAUUCUUCAUACUGCCUCUAUGCUGUUGUGAACCAUACAGGUCAUCUUAACAUGGGUCACUAUACAGCUCUGUGUCAGAACGCCCUAACCCGGACCUGGCACUGUUUUGACGACUCGGACGUCAGAGAGGUACAGGACAGCCUCGUGCAAUCACCAAAUGCCUAUAUGCUGCUCUACAGCUGCAAGCCCUUUCAAAAGCCAAACAUCCAUGGACUCUGAGCUCUCCAAGCAGGCCACAUCAAUCCAUUAUCAGUCUGACAACGUUAUUGAAGUCCAAUGCUAGAGUGCUGCUGGAGUGUAACAUCUUGUUUUUCUGCUGGCUUCUCCAAACCUGUACUCCAAAUAAACAUUCCAGCAUUGUGUGCCAUUAUUAUAGCCAACUGUUUCCAUGUAAUGUUUAUACACCAUAUUGUCUUAUACAGGCACGGUUUCAUUCAGUCGUUUGCCUGUACAUACAUUUUUGUGACACCACCGUAGCUGAUAUAUCCUGAAACAU
Morone saxatilis (striped sea-bass) is the source of this 1373-nucleotide messenger RNA. RefSeq names its product putative ubiquitin carboxyl-terminal hydrolase 50. The coding region runs from base 23 to 1096 and encodes 357 amino acids. Gene Ontology annotation, biological process: protein deubiquitination. NCBI's taxonomy places the organism in Eukaryota, Metazoa, Chordata, Actinopteri, Moronidae. The transcript is spliced from 6 exons. The record is from RefSeq and is a predicted model, not a curated record. Gene Ontology annotation, molecular function: cysteine-type deubiquitinase activity.